CAUUGUGAAAGGUUAAAAUAACAAAAAUGUAUGAGUCCUGCCAGUUAAAUGCAUUAAUAGCCGACUUUUUCAUCAACUAGUUAUGGUUGAUUCUUUGAUUAUUUUUAAUGGAGCCAGCUGACUAUUUUAACAUGGCGAUGUCCUACGCAGUGACUUUUCAACUAGCUUAAAGUUAGUUACUAAAGUUAGUUACUAAAAAUUAGCUUAGAGGUAACUUUUUAUUAAUAGCAUGUUUCUACAUAACGUGCAUAGUUCUACACGAACGAGUAGUAUGCGAACGAGUACGUAAUGAAAUGAGUUUUUUUAAACCAUUCGUCCCUUUACGUUAAAAUUUAUGAGAUUGUCAAAUAUAAGUUUUCAUUUUGUAUAAUUUUUGGCAUAUAAAUAAAUUAUUAAAAAAUAAAAUAGUAUAAUUUAUAAAUAUGUUUGGAUCAAUUGCCAUAAGUCUGGAUAGCGAUUCAAGUGAAAGUGAUAACGAUGAUACACGGCUUUGUCGGAGGAAUAUACGAGAUGCCACAAAUGUUUUAGAUCUUCCAGAAGAACGAUUUAUUGCUAGCUUUCGAGUCAAUAAGGAAGUGUUUGUGAUGUUACUUAAAGAAAUAACGCCAAAUUUAAAAGUGGCAUAUCGAAAUACACACAUCCCAGCACCUACCAAACUUGCAACAUUUUUAUUAUUUCUGGCUACGGGAGGUUAUCAAACAUCAAUUGGAAAUGAAUGUUUUUCGUCCAUAUCAAAAUCGCAAGUGUCCAAGGUAAUAACUGAAUUGUUAGAAAUAUUCGAAAGGUACUUGUGUUCAAAAUGGAUAAAACUAGAAGAUAACAAUGAUAGUGAAGUGAAAGAGUUUUUCUAUAAUUAUGGUGGAAUACCAGGGGUCGUGGGUUGUGUUGAUGGCACUCAUGUGCGAAUAAAGGCACCUGGAAACGAAAGAAAUCAUUUAUACUAUAACCGUAAGGGUUAUUUUAGUAUAAACGUGAUGUUGAUAUGUGAUCAUAAUAUGGUCAUAACAUAUGUGGACGCAAGACAUCCAGGAGCUAAUCAUGAUUCUUUUAUUUGGGACCAAAGUGCAGCGGAACAUUAUUUUAAAUCAAAUUAUUUAAAUGGAAGGAGAUACACAUGGCUCCUAGGUAUAAUAAUUUAGAAUAAAAUAUUUAAUUAAUAAGCAAUUUACCUAAGUUUCUUUAACAGGAGAUUCUGGUUACAAAUUACUGCC
Messenger RNA from Lucilia cuprina (Australian sheep blowfly), 1211 nucleotides. RefSeq names its product putative nuclease HARBI1. The coding region runs from base 423 to 1139 and encodes 238 amino acids. Lineage: Eukaryota; Metazoa; Arthropoda; Insecta; Diptera; Calliphoridae. The record is from RefSeq and is a predicted model, not a curated record. The transcript is spliced from 3 exons.